CCCUCGUUACUGCAACUUGCUUUGACUUCGGGUCUCCCAGCAGAUCGGAUUUACCCCUUAGAAGGAGAAAAUAAAGGCUAUACAAGCUACGAUCAACUCAUCUCCUCUGCUCGAAAGAAUGGUAUUCCACAUCUGCCAGUCCGUCAUACUACCAAGGACACUCUGGCCUACUUAGUUUAUUCCAGUGGAACAAGCGGUCCUCCCAAAGCCGUCAUGAUAUCCCACGGAAACAUCACUACUUCCACCCUCUCAACAAUAGUAAACGGUAUGGAAAUGGCUAAAACUCAGGCUCCACCAGUAUGGAACGCCCCUCAUGGGCUGCAAGUAACCUUCACUGUCCUUCCGCUCUAUCACUCUCUCAACCUUUACACAACCAGUUUCUUCAACUUCUUAAAUCCCUCCACGAUUGUCAUGCUCCCGAAAUGGGACAUCGAUAUAUUGACAGCUGAAUACCAAGAGCAUUUAGCGAGUCCUGUAAUACCACCCAUGUUCCUCGUCCCCUCCCUUCUACACCAACUCGUUCACCAUCCACGCUUCAAAACUGCUGAUAUAAAGUCGGUUAAGGCGAUCGCAAGCGGCGCCGCAUAUCUCCCGCCUCAGCUUGCUGACCAGGUUUGCGCCCGUUUCACAGACAUAUCAAGAGUUACUGAAGGUGUGUCGUCUGCCUCGCUGACGUCAUUGUCUGAGAUACACAAUGGCCAUCGCCAUGAAGCCCAUCCCUGGCAUACUCGAUGGACGCGCCAAAAACAAGUUCUUCUUCCUGCUGUCGAAGCCCGCGUUGUCCGUCCCGACGGGUCCCUUGCGGGCCCGAACGAGCCAGACGAGCUUCUCGUCCAUGGAGGCUCUGUGGCGCUGGGAGACAAGGGAAACGAUAAGGCCACUCGGAAAACGUUUGUCGAUGGAUGGGUGUGCACGGGUGACCAGAUACGGAUCGAUGAGGACGAGGAUACGCUCAAAAUCUCAGGGAUGCAAGUCUCUCCCGUCGCAAUCGAGAACACGAUCCUGGCGCAGCCCGACAGACUCAUUACUGAUGUGAGCGUCACGAACGUUUCGGGUGGGCGUACCCCGGACGAACGCAUACUGCGCGCGUGGAUCGUGUUAUCCCCUGCGGGGGCAGCGUUGGGUAAGAAAGAGGUUGUGACACGACUCAACGUAUGGGUGCAAGAGCGUUUGGGUCGGUAUAAGUGGUUGAGAGGAGGGAUUGGGAUUGUGGAGACGAUUCCCAAAUCGCCAACUAGGAAGGUGUUGAGACGGGUGUUAGUCGAGGGGUAUGAAAAAGAGGUAAAAGCGAAUGCGAAAAUGUGA
This is a messenger RNA of Suillus subalutaceus, 1305 nucleotides long. RefSeq lists its product as uncharacterized. The transcript is spliced from 8 exons. Gene Ontology annotation, biological process: secondary metabolic process. The annotation marks the transcript as partial. Lineage: Eukaryota; Fungi; Basidiomycota; Agaricomycetes; Boletales; Suillaceae. The record is from RefSeq and is a predicted model, not a curated record. Gene Ontology annotation, molecular function: CoA-ligase activity.